AUGGGUCAGUGGAACACCAAAAUUAAGGAAGAACAAGAUUUUUACCAUGAAGAUGCUGCAGAAGAAUUUGCAGAUAUAGCACUUAAGAGAGAAAUUAACACAACUGUUUUGAAUAGAAGAUGUAGUGGGAGUGAGUGGCUAGUGACUAAUAUUAAGGAAGAAAAGAAUGAUUCUUCCGAUGUAGAUGAUGCUGCAGAAUUUGCAGAGAUAGCGGAAAAGAAAGAAAUUGAUCCAAUUGUAGUGAUAGAUACUCAUGGAACAAGGAAGAGGCAAGAGGUGAGAGAUGGUACGAAAGGUAAGAAGAAUAAUGUAACCCCAAAUUGUCGAUUAUUUAUUAAAUGUAAACCACCAUUGCUUGAAUGUGAAAUUAAGAAACUUCAUCCAGACAUUGUUGCUGUACAAGCACUUCGUCAAAAAGGUAAAUACUUCGUAACUUUCCCCAAUAAAUCAGCAAGCAGCAAAGCCCUUGAAGAUCUGAGAAAGACAGACUUGAAAGGACAUACUCUAAGAGUUCAUGAAUAUCGUUCACGCAGAGAUUGUGAUGUGCCAUUUUUGUUUACUGGGCGCACACCCAAGAAGGAAAUAAAGAGACGUCUCCAAGAAGCCAUUGCUUGUAAUAUUAAUGACAAUAGAAUGAAAACAUAUUAAUGUAAAAAUAUUAAUUGUAUAAACAAAUAAAAACUGGGAUUGUAAAUGAAACUUGUAGUUUGUUUAAGUGUCAAUAAAUUUUGCAGAAAACAGUAUACAGUUUCUAUCCUGAUGUGGGAGUGGGCAUUGCAACAUUUACUGUUGCAUACUGAUUCUAGUGAUGUGUUGUGAAACGAUGUUAAAAUAUUACGUGUGGAUUUUUGGUAUUGAUACUGACUCAUUAUGAAAAUUGUUUUGCUACUGUGUCUGUUAAUUAUAGUUAUCUGUAGUUUUUUAAAAGUAUGUUCCAACCCAUGAGUGAGAUAGGACAAAAACACUGGUUCUUAAAUGGAGAGGGAUGGCAAGAACUUGUAUUUCAACCCCAUUAAAGAGAUAGAGGCUUGCCUGAAUAAUGUGGGUGGCUUUGUUGCUUAUUUGAACAAUUUUUUAUUCGUAAUAUAUAAGUGGGUGUAAUAUGAUGUACUAUUCAUGAGAGGUACUUUCAUUCUAAACACUGAACUGC
This is a messenger RNA of Gryllus bimaculatus (two-spotted cricket), 1150 nucleotides long. The record is from the annotation of a GenBank genome assembly. NCBI's taxonomy places the organism in Eukaryota, Metazoa, Arthropoda, Insecta, Orthoptera, Gryllidae.